Wallemia ichthyophaga EXF-994 is the source of this 1635-nucleotide messenger RNA. Its product is annotated as NEDD8-activating enzyme E1 regulatory subunit. The record is from RefSeq and is a predicted model, not a curated record. Gene Ontology annotation, cellular component: cytoplasm. Gene Ontology annotation, molecular function: NEDD8 activating enzyme activity. Gene Ontology annotation, biological process: protein neddylation. Lineage: Eukaryota; Fungi; Basidiomycota; Wallemiomycetes; Wallemiales; Wallemiaceae. The transcript is spliced from 6 exons. The coding region runs from base 1 to 1635 and encodes 544 amino acids.
AUGGACUUAGAACAAAUAACUUCAGCAGAAUUCAAAGUUACAGACCAGAGACCUGAUCAUAAAACUAGACGUUACGAUAGACAGUUGAGAAUAUCAAGGUUGUGGGCAGCCGCUGGCCAAUCUGCGUUGGAAAACGCUCGAGUUUUAGUCAUAAACGGUUCAGCCACAUCAAGCGCAACUUUGAAGAACCUAGUCUUACCAGGCAUUGGUCAUUUCACCGUUAUGGACGAUCAAUUGGUCACAGACGCAGAUAUUGGCAACAACUUCUUCUUGGAGCCUGAGUCUGUUGGUAAGCCACGCGCUACAGAAACAGUUAGAUUGUUGUUAGAAAUGAACGACAGCGUACAGGGCGAAGGGCUGGUGAAGAAUCCAUAUCAUGUGUUGGAAACUCAACCAGACUUCUUCACAAACUUCUCGGCCGUUAUUUUACACAACACUGAGACUGAUCUCACUUUAAAGUUAUCCGAUUUGGCUUGGAGUAAUCAUCUUCCUUUGUUCUCAAUGAAAACUUCAGGUUUUUACGCAUCUUUGCGCGUACAACUACCCGAACAAACCAUAAUAGACACUCAUCCAGACGCCAUCGUAGACUUGCGUUUAAACAAGCCAUUUGAACAGCUCAAAAAAUUCGUGCAGUCGACCGAUUUAAAUAAGGUUUCAGACAACGAUCACGCUCACAUACCAUACAUUGUCGUGCUCAUUAAACAACUCGAUGAGUGGAAAAAGAGCCACGACGGUGCACUCCCAAAGAAUAUCACUGAGAAGAGAGAAUUCAAAAAAGUCAUGGAUAGCCAUCGUAGGAAAGGUGUAGAUGAGCAAAAUUUUGACGAGGCUCAGUCGCAAGCAUACAGAGCGUUCCAGAGUAAUGAUAUACCGCACCAAGUUGCUGAACUGUAUCAAGACGAUUCCCUCAAAAACCUUUCAAAAGACUCAUCUCCGUUCUGGUUUUUGGUAGCGUCAUUGAAGGUGUUCAGUGACAGGCAUGGUGUCUUGCCUCAUCCUGGUACUCUGCCAGACUUGCACACUGACACUCAGACUUACGUCCACCUUCAAACCAUCUACAAGAACAAAGCACGUGAAGAUGUCGAAGAGCUGAAAAGCAUUCUCAUCGGCAUUAUUGACAAAUUUAGCGUUUCUAUCAACAUUUUCAGUGACGAUUUGAUUGGAGCAUUCGCGAAGCACUCCGCCUUCUUGAAAGUUAUCAAAGGAAGCAGUAUCGGAGAUGAGUACACUUCGCCAAGACGCGACGUAAUUUCUAGUGGUAUAAGUGAUGAAUUCACGGAAUCUGCAUACGCUAUUUACGUAGCUUUUAUAAUCUCAGACGCAUUCAGUGAAAAGUACAAAAGGCAACCAGGAGACUGUAAAUUAGAGGAUUUCGAGAAUGACGUAAUGAGAGUGAAUAGUGAACUGGAGAAAGUUACGAAAGAUUUAUGUGGUAAAGAACCAUCUAAAGUCAUUUCUGAUUCGCUUCUGGAGUUGGUUAGAGGCGGUGGUAGUGAUUUACCAAAUACAGCAGCUUUCCUAGGUGGAUUAGCCAGUCAGGAGAUCAUCAAAGUGAUUACGAAUCAGUAUAUACCAAUCGACAACUACUGCAUAAUCGAUUUAAUCAAGAGCACAACUAGUGUGUUGAAGAUGUAA